CCAGGAAGCCUCCUCUUCCUCCUCCUCCUCUUCCUCCUCGGUGACAGCUUUCUCUGCCUCUCCAUCCGAGCGAGUGGAGGAGGCGAGGUGCGCCGGGACCGCACCGGGAAUCGCCUCGUUAUCUUCACCGGGAGGGAGAGGAGCGGGGAAACCGAGGUAGCCUCCCCACCCGGGCCAGGAGAAGCCAGCCAUGCCCUCCUAAAAAGCAGACCCUCCCGAGCAGAGGCACCUUCCCUUCUCCGCCUUUGCACGCCUCCUCUUUCCCCGAGAGGGGCGCGUAAAAGUGCCCGGGCGCACUCGCCUUCGCCUCUCGUCCAAGGCGCCGGAUCUCCUGCUUCUCCUCUCGCUUUCGCUGCCCUUUCCUGGGGGACGCUGGUCGGAGGAAGGAAGCGUUGAAGGAAGGAAGGAAGGAAGAAGGAAGAAGAAGGAGGAGAAGAGGGAAAGGGUGCCGCUCCUCUCCAUUGGCAGCAGCAGCAGCAGUAGAAGCGCAAGCAGGGCGCAUGAGAGGGAGAGGCUGGAGGUCUCCAUACAGGGACCCUCGCUUCCCACCCAGCCGAAGACGGAGGGCUUGCUGAGCUUGUGGGGCAGCAGGAGAGGCCGGAGCCCGAAGCCAGCGCCGUGGGUUUCUUCCCUGGGGCCGUUUUUCCUCGGUGGAGGAGCCCCCCACUCAACAUGGCGAGUGAUUCUCCAGCGCGGAGCUUGGACGAGAUCGAUCUCUCCGCCUUGAGGGAUCCUGCAGGCAUCUUUGAACUGGUUGAACUUGUUGGCAAUGGGACCUAUGGACAAGUCUAUAAGGGUCGUCAUGUUAAAACUGGGCAGCUUGCAGCUAUCAAAGUUAUGGACGUCACUGGGGAUGAAGAAGAGGAGAUUAAACAAGAAAUUAACAUGCUGAAGAAAUAUUCUCAUCACCGAAAUAUUGCCACUUAUUAUGGUGCAUUCAUUAAAAAGAACCCCCCAGGAAUGGAUGAUCAGCUCUGGCUGGUGAUGGAGUUCUGUGGCGCUGGCUCUGUCACUGAUCUGAUCAAGAACACAAAAGGGAACACUUUGAAAGAGGAGUGGAUUGCCUACAUCUGCAGGGAGAUUUUACGGGGUUUGAGCCAUCUCCACCAGCACAAAGUAAUCCAUCGAGAUAUUAAGGGACAGAAUGUUUUGCUGACAGAAAAUGCAGAAGUAAAGCUAGUGGAUUUUGGAGUCAGUGCUCAGCUUGACAGGACAGUUGGCCGAAGAAAUACAUUCAUUGGGACUCCAUACUGGAUGGCCCCUGAGGUUAUUGCCUGUGAUGAAAACCCUGAUGCCACAUAUGACUUCAAGAGCGAUUUGUGGUCUUUGGGGAUAACAGCUAUUGAGAUGGCAGAAGGAGCUCCACCCCUUUGUGACAUGCAUCCCAUGAGAGCGUUAUUCCUCAUUCCUCGGAAUCCAGCUCCCAGGUUGAAAUCAAAGAAAUGGUCAAAAAAGUUCCAGUCCUUCAUUGAAAGCUGCUUGGUAAAGAAUCAUGGCCAGAGGCCCACCACUGAACAGCUGAUGAAGCACCCAUUUAUUCGAGACCAGCCUAAUGAAAGGCAAGUCCGCAUCCAGCUGAAGGACCAUAUUGACAGAACAAAGAAAAAACGUGGGGAGAAAGAUGAAACGGAAUACGAGUACAGUGGAAGUGAGGAGGAAGAGGAAGAAAAUGACUCUGGAGAACCCAGCUCCAUCCUAAAUCUGCCUGGUGAGUCAACAUUAAGACGGGACUUCUUGAGGCUUCAACUUGCAAAUAAAGAGCGGUCAGAGGCCCUUCGUCGGCAGCAGCUGGAGCAGCAGCAACGGGAGAAUGAAGAACAUAAACGUCAACUGUUGGCAGAACGGCAAAAGAGGAUUGAAGAACAGAAAGAACAGAGACGGAGGCUAGAAGAGCAGCAAAGGAGGGAGAAAGAGUUAAGGAAACAGCAAGAAAGAGAGCAGCGCCGACAUUAUGAAGAGCAAAUGCGCCGAGAAGAAGAGAGAAGACGUGCUGAGCAUGAGCAGGAAUACAUCAGGCGACAGUUAGAGGAAGAACAGAGGCAGUUAGAGAUCCUGCAGCAACAAUUAUUGCAGGAACAAGCUCUACUUCUGGAAUAUAAGCGCAAACAGUUGGAAGAGCAGCGGCAAGCAGAGCGGCUCCAGCGGCAAUUGCAACAAGAGCGGGACUAUCUGGUUUCCCUCCAGCAGCAGCAGCAACAACAACAACAGCAACAGAGGCAGGAACAGAGACCGGCGGAAAAGAAAGCCCUAUAUCAUUACAAGGAGGGACUCAAUGCCACAGAGAAGCCUGCUUGGGCCAAAGAGGUUGAAGAGCGUUCCAGACUCAACCGGCAGAGUUCUCCUGCAAUGCCUCACAAGGUGGCCAACAGGAUAUCAGAUCCAAACCUCCCUCCUCGUUCAGAGUCCUUUAGUAUUAGUGGGGUACAGCCUGCCCGAACUCCACCUAUGCUCAGACCAGUGGAUCCACAGAUUCCACAUCUGGUCAGUGUGAAAUCCCAAGGACCUUCCUUGCCUGCCUCUCAGUCACUGCAUGAACAGCCUACCAAGGGAAUGGCAGGGUUUCAGGAGGCUUUGACGGUGACCUCUCACCGCACUGAGAUGCCAAGGCAGAACUCGGACCCCACCUCCGAAAACCCUCCUCUCCCCACUCGUGUCGAAAAGUUUGACCGAAGUUCUUGGUUACGACAGGAGGAAGACAUUCCACCAAAGGUGCCUCAACGAACUACGUCCAUUUCACCUGCAUUAGCUCGGAAGAACUCUCCUGGGAAUGGGAAUGCAUUAGUUCCUCGGCCAGGAUCACAGCCAAUAAGAGCAAGUAACCCUGACCUACGGAGAACUGAGCCCAUAAUAGAAAACCCAUUACAGAGGACAAGCAGUGGCAGCUCUUCCAGUUCAAGCACCCCCAGCUCACAGCCCAGUUCGCAAGCAGGCUCACAACCUGGAUCCCAAGCUGGUUCUAGUGAACGUAAUCGAGCCAGAGGAAAUGCCAAGCCUGAAGGAUCACCCAUACUCCCUCAUGAGCCAGCUAAGAUAAAGCAGGAGGACAGCAAAGACAUGACACGACCAAGCCGACCUGCUGAUCUUACUGCCUUAGCAAAAGAACUGAGAGAGCUGCGUAUUGAGGAAACCAACCGGCCUUUGAAGAAAGUUACAGAUUACUCCUCCUCAAGUGAGGAGUCUGAAAGCAGCGAGGAGGAGGAGGAGGAUGGGGAGAGUGAGACGCAGGAUGGGACUGUGCCUGUCAGUGACAUCCCAAGGCUUAUACCAACGGGAAUUUCAGGAAACAACGAGGCCUACAACAUAGGAAUGGUGUCAAGUCAUGGGCUGGAACCAUCCCACACAGAUACAUUUAGCAGUAUAUCAAGAGAAGGGACUUUAAUGAUAAGGGAGACAUCGAGUGACAAAAAGCGCUCUGGCCACACUGCCAGCAAUGGCUUUGCUGGCCACGUCAACCUCCCAGAUUUGGUACAACAGAGCCACUCUCCUGCAGGCACACCGACCGAGGGCCUUGGGCGCGUCUCCUCCCACGGACAAGAGAUGGACUCUGUGGGCGAAAGCAGUCGCUUUCCAGACCAUCCUGUUCCUGUUCGUCAAGGCCAUGCAGGCAAUAUGGAAACAAACCGGUUUAUGUUGAAGUAUGGUAUGGGAAGUAGCACAAAAGCAUCUUUCACUCCUUUUGUGGAUACCAGAGUAUUUCAGACAUCUCCUACAGAUGAAGAUGAAGAUGAUGAUGAGGAGUCAGCUGCUACAGCAUUGUUUACCAGUGAGCUACUGAGGCAAGAACAGGCUAAGCUGAAUGAAGCAAGAAAAAUUUCUGUAGUAAAUGUGAACCCCACCAACAUUCGUCCUCAUAGUGACACGCCAGAGAUCCGAAAGUACAAGAAGCGCUUCAAUUCAGAAAUCCUCUGUGCAGCUCUUUGGGGUGUAAACUUAUUGGUGGGAACAGAAAAUGGACUAAUGCUGUUGGAUCGGAGUGGCCAAGGAAAGGUGUAUAAUCUGAUCAACAGGAGACGGUUUCAGCAAAUGGACGUGUUGGAAGGACUCAAUGUCCUUGUUACUAUCUCAGGAAAGAAGAACAAACUACGAGUUUAUUAUCUUUCAUGGUUAAGGAACAGAAUAUUACACAAUGACCCAGAGGUAGAAAAGAAGCAAGGCUGGAUCACUGUUGGAGAUUUGGAAGGCUGCAUACAUUAUAAAGUUGUGAAAUAUGAGAGAAUCAAGUUCUUGGUGAUUGCCUUAAAGAGUGCUGUAGAGAUAUAUGCUUGGGCUCCUAAACCAUAUCACAAGUUUAUGGCAUUUAAGUCUUUUGCAGAUCUCCAGCACAAGCCAUUGCUUGUUGAUCUCACAGUGGAGGAAGGCCAGAGGCUAAAGGUCAUCUUUGGUUCACACACUGGUUUCCAUGUCAUUGAUGUAGAUUCGGGGAAUUCGUAUGAUAUCUACAUACCAUGUCAUAUUCAGGGCAAUAUCACGCCUCAUGCCAUUGUCAUCUUGCCCAAAACGGAUGGAAUGGAGAUGCUUGUGUGCUAUGAGGAUGAAGGAGUGUACGUUAAUACCUAUGGACGCAUAACAAAAGACGUGGUACUCCAGUGGGGAGAAAUGCCGACUUCAGUUGCUUACAUCCAUUCUAAUCAGAUCAUGGGCUGGGGUGAGAAAGCUAUUGAGAUACGAUCAGUGGAAACAGGACAUUUAGAUGGAGUAUUUAUGCACAAGCGUGCCCAGCGAUUAAAGUUUCUAUGUGAAAGAAAUGAUAAGGUAUUUUUUGCAUCAGUGAGAUCUGGAGGAAGUAGCCAAGUUUUCUUCAUGACCCUCAACAGAAAUUCGAUGAUGAACUGGUAACAAAAGGGCACUUGGUGAAUACUUGGAUGCCGAGAUUCUUUAAUUUUAAAGGACAUUGGAACAUGUGGACUGACACUGUAGAGGCAGGCGAAGAAGACAUUGUGGAUCGCGUUGCUUCCUUCCGUGAACACACUCGCUUUCACGCAGACACGCUACAAGAAUACAACACACCUAUCCUAUUGUGGUUUUGGAAUGGAGGUUUACUCACGAUCCCAAGAAUGCUACAGUGUAUUUGGGCAGAAAAAAGACAAAUGCACACAAGGAUUAGCUGAAGUAAAUCUCUUUAAGGUUUUCAGAUUAAGCUGUGAUAGAGACGGUAUGAGUUUAGUUUUUGGGGUUUCUUUUCAUUCAGUUUAUUUUUUCCUUGUCUCUGUGUCAAUAGAGACAGAUCUAAGUGUCAAACAGAAUCUCCGUUUUAAUUUUGUCUGCCUGCUAGCAUCAAGUAUAUAGUAUGUUACAAGGCAGGCUUCCUCAGCCUGGUGCCCAGCCUGGUGCAGGUUGUGUUUUCAGCACAUCGGGGUGGCACCAGUUUGGGAAAGGCUGUUGUAAGAUUACCAUUUAAAACUGGUGAGAGACAGCACAAUAAAUGUACCAUUUUAUCUUUGUGUCAGAGGUCCUAACCAUAGAAGUGGCUAACUUUUGUAAAAUCUUUGCCUUUUACCAACAUUGUGUUGUAUUUUGCAAACAGGUUGACAAAUUUCAAAUGAGAGAAUUGAUGAGAUUUCCUUUCAUAUUAUUCUUGGAAAUCUAUUCUAAAUGGCUAAACUACUAGCCUUAAUCAAUAAUGCAAUCAUGGUACAUUUUCUUUCCAUUUUCGGUCAGUGUGACAGUUCAUACUUCUGUAUGGAUCUUCAUAUAAUGGUGCUCAUUGAGAGAGGAACAGCAGUGCCAUUCUAGUAACUGAUUCCCAGUGUUGGCCUUAGUAUUAUCUUGCCUUUCUCUAUGCUGUGAUACAACAAGUAUCUGUUGCAAACAAAGAAACAAACAAAGCAGACAAAGAAGUGGAGUCAUAGCAAGAUACUAAAAACUGGCUGGAGAGUGUUUGAUGAUUGAAGCAUUUAACUCAGACACAUCGAGUCUGGAUCCUACCUACUCUGUAUAGUUAUACUUUACUUAUUGGGGGAGGGAUGCUCUUUGUCAGUCGUGGUGGAUUGUUUGCCCUCCAUUAAAGAUCAUCAGAGCCAA
Messenger RNA from Anolis sagrei ordinatus, 6021 nucleotides. It is a transcript of the gene TNIK, whose product is annotated as TRAF2 and NCK interacting kinase. Gene Ontology annotation, molecular function: ATP binding; protein kinase activity. The record is from RefSeq and is a predicted model, not a curated record. Gene Ontology annotation, biological process: protein phosphorylation. Lineage: Eukaryota; Metazoa; Chordata; Lepidosauria; Squamata; Anolidae.